Cheilinus undulatus (humphead wrasse) is the source of this 2498-nucleotide messenger RNA. It is a transcript of the gene stoml2, whose product is annotated as stomatin (EPB72)-like 2. The record is from RefSeq and is a predicted model, not a curated record. Lineage: Eukaryota; Metazoa; Chordata; Actinopteri; Labriformes; Labridae. Gene Ontology annotation, cellular component: membrane. The coding region runs from base 110 to 1162 and encodes 350 amino acids. The transcript has 10 exons.
UGUAACUUUCAUUUCCUGAUCAGCAAGGGUCAUACUCAUGAGAAGAGAUAGUUAAGUAUCCAGUUUACGAAGCUGAAACGUCUUCAAACAUACACCCCGUUGAACAUAAAUGAUGUUACGGACGCUGUGUCGGACCGGCGGGGCCCUCCUACAGCAAACCCAGCGCACAGUGCCAAAGUUAUGGAUUACACCAGCCCAGCAGCGAUGGGCAUCCAGCCUUCCCAUGAACACUGUGGUUCUCUUCGUACCCCAACAGGAAGCCUGGGUGGUUGAGAGAAUGGGGCGCUUCCAUCGAAUCUUAGAGCCGGGUUUAAACUUCCUUAUACCCUUACUUGACCGAAUUCGCUAUGUGCAAAGUCUCAAAGAGAUUGUAAUUGAUGUUCCAGAGCAGUCUGCCGUGUCUUUGGAUAACGUAACACUACAGAUUGAUGGAGUGCUUUACCUAAGGAUCUUAGACCCUUUUAAGGCCAGUUAUGGUGUGGAGGAUCCAGAAUAUGCAGUAACACAAUUGGCGCAAACCACUAUGAGGUCAGAAUUGGGCAAACUCACGCUGGAUAAGGUGUUCAGGGAAAGGGAGUCCCUAAAUUCUAACAUCGUCCACUCGAUCAACCAAGCUUCAGAUGAGUGGGGGAUCCGGUGUCUCCGUUAUGAAAUCAAAGAUAUACAUGUUCCACCGCGUGUCAAAGAGUCCAUGCAGAUGCAGGUAGAGGCUGAAAGGAAGAAGAGAGCCACAGUGCUGGAGUCUGAAGGGACAAGGGAAGCAGCCAUUAACGUUGCAGAAGGUCGUAAACAAGCUCAGAUUUUGGCAUCAGAGGGACAAAAGGCUGAACAGAUCAACAAAGCAGCUGGUGAGGCCCAAGCUGUCUUAGCAAAAGCAGAGGCAAAGGCGAAGGCUAUUCGUAUGCUGUCAGAAGCUCUGACUGAGCAUAAUGGGAAUGCAGCGGCCUCUUUGAGUGUGGCUGAACAAUACGUGUCUGCUUUCUCCAACCUUGCCAAAGAGUCCAACACUAUCCUUCUGCCCUCUAAUACCGGAGACAUUAGCGGAAUGGUCACACAGGCUAUGACCAUUUACAGCACAUUGGCAAAGACGAGCCCGAAAGCAGUGCCAGAAGUGGUGGAGAAGAGUGAAGAGCAUGAGAAUCAGUCUACAUCAAUGCAAUAACAGCAACUCAGUGAAUGAACUCAAAGCAGUAAAAUGACAGAACAAGGAGAAGCAGAUUAUGUUUGAGUUAUAAGGGCCUAAAGGCAUUGCUGUGUGUGCAGAGUUCACAUACCUUCUGCAAGCAGGAAAACAAAGAAACUUUAUAAACUGCUGGGAUGUUUUGCCUCACUGUGCUGGGUAAAUCACAUCUCUUGAAAGAGGACAAUCCAGAUCUUCACUUACCAUUGUUUGUGUUCCGGGUUGUAAAAUGGGAAAUUUAGCACCAGCCUUUAGCUAAAUAAAUUCACACUCUAGAUUUUAGAAGGCAACCGAAAUGGUGAAUUUGAAGGGAUUUAAUAGCGACUCUGGCCAACUGAUAUUGUAAGCCAUGGAUAUUGCGCAAAGAUGAUUUCUUAGAAUAGAGUGAUUGUAUUUGCGCAAUGUAUGACCCAGGGUUUCUGUAUUCCUGCAUAAACCCUUGGUGUAACCUCAUGGAUUUGAUUUUGAUGGCUCAGCUAAAAAAUUAGAAUAAAAUACAUGAUUAUGUUUAGUGCUUUCUCUUUCCGCAAUCUGUUCUGAAGGGCUGGUCCAAAUAGUUGUCUUCAAAUUCUUUAGGUAUUUUACUAUUGAUGUGGUUAUAGGACAUAGCUCUGGUAAGUCACUUGCUUAGAAUCUGCUAGUUUACAGACAUCAAGGACAAGUCUUCCAGCUGUCCUCGGCUUCAGUGGGACCAACAACUUCAUGUUGCUACGUAUGAUGUCUGUGUAAGCUUCAGAAUUGAGAAUUUCCUGAAGUGUACUUUUUCAUAACUUCACCCUUUUAAGAUUAAUAUGUCAUUUCCCUGAAGAACCUUAUCAAAUACCUGUUUCAGAAAAAGCGUUGAGCAGAGGACAGCUCUGAAUUUAUUCAGAAAUCCUAUUUCUUCACAAGUAUGACUCAGCCCUAGCAGAAAAUAUUCCACCCUGUUUGUUUUUACCCCAUAUUGUUUGUAUUUAAGUUUUGUGGUUCUCUGCAGUGACAGAUUUGCCAAUUUCACUGAUGCCUACGGGUUUAUUAAAAUGAAAUGUAGAAGUGAAACUGGCACUGUGGUACUUGACAGGGAGCAGAGUUUGGAGUUUACAUUUUGAUGGAAAAGACUAUUGUAAAGCACUUCUCUUGAAAAAAUAUUUAAAAAGAUUUAUUUGUAAGCAAAAGUUUAUGAAAACAACUGGACUUUGGAAUCCCUGGCCUAUGUUGAUAUUACACUGGCAAUAUGAUUUGAAAAACGACCUUUAAGUUGGCCAACAUGUUUUAGGUUACUGUUCACUGCUGUUCAGCAAUGUUAAUUGACAUUAAAUAAAAACAAUAACAAAACAAA